GAGAGACAGAGAGAGAGAGAGAGAGAGAGAGAGAGAGAGAGAGAGAGUCUCAGUGGACCAUGGAGCCGCGCUGUGAUCGCGUGCGUCGGACGCCUCGCACCCGGUUUAUUCGUCUCCGGAGCGCAGCUGAACGGAACUAAAGCUGGAGGAUCGGUACCGAUGGCGGAUCCUCUGCGGAGGACAAUACUAGCCAAACUCAGGGGCAAGAAAGCCAAAGGGAAAGACGCGAGCAGCGCGCACCACCGACCGAGAGAAGGUAAAGAAAAAGUUUCUCUAAAGCACGCAGCUAGAGAGUUUAUGAGAGGUAAAGAGAGAGGGGUUUACGGGACCCGGACGGCGGAUCCGGUGGCCGCGCUCGGUCGCGCUGCGGCGGACGUGCGCGCGAGCGGGCGCCCGGCGCCCGGGGGUCCCGCGGGGGUCUCGGAUCAAAGCGAAGCGACGGAGAUGAAGCGCGUGCACACGCAGCGCGUCCGCGGAGACUCGAUCGGGUUCGGGAGCUGCGAACGCGUCCCUUUAAACGCCAAAAGAGACGCUUUAGAAGUAACAGAUGGUCCGGAUCUAAGGAGUAAAGCAACAAAUGUUGCGUCGCGCGAGCAACAGGCCGGAGUCGCGAGGCAGCAGCCCAGCAGAACCCCCCAUGUGUUUGAUUACAUAGACGAAAAACACGAUUUAAUUCAGGUUCUAGAAAGUUCACUGCAGUAUCACGGAGAUUUCAGGAUGCCCGCGUUACAAAGUCCCACUUUUUUCCCCACAGAGCUGGAGAUAAACGUGACCCCCGGUGCGCCGCGACAUCACUCUGUGCACAGCGAGGACGACGAUUAUUACGAUAACCAAAUUCUGCCUUUUUACACGCAAAACCAGGGGACGAUUAACCGAAUCUCUGUAGUGGAACCACCAGCUGUCCAGACUUUAGAGUUAGGAGCCAGCGAAACGGACCGGCUGAAGACGCAGCUGAAAGAAGCGUAUUAUUUAUUAAUAAACACCAUGCACGACAUCCCGUUUGAAGGUCCGGUUGAAGAUAACGGCUUCGUGGAUCAGGUCAGUAGUUCUAGCGAGUCCCACGAAAGCGUUAGUUCACGCUCCACGCCCAAACACACGGGGAGCGAUGCGUGUUUGUCCGAUGAACGCGGCGGUGCGCAGGGUUUCGGGUCGGAUUCGGCUCUCUUGACGCGCUCUGGACGCUGCCGGGUGGAAUUUAAGGGCAGCCUGCCGACUAUUUCCACAGCCAGGGUGAAACAUACUCUCCAGAGGUCUCUGAGUGACCGCGGGGUGAAGUACUCCUCCGAGUGGCCCUCGAACAGCAAAAGCCGCUCGGCUGCAGGAGACGUCCCGCUGCGAUGCUGUGAGGGUCCCGUUCAUAAUGUGAGUAAAGAGUCGGUCAGCGGCUCUGUGGUGCCGUCGGAAAUCCUCCUGGUGCCGGGCACCCAUCAGUCGGGCGAUGCUGGCGUUGUGGCUAGACAUCCGGGCGUCACGGUCAACAAGAUGCAGGAGUGGAUGCUGAAAGGCCGCAUGCUGUCGUCUGAGAUGAAGGAGAGGAUUGCCGGUUCCUCGCUGAGAGCCAGCAGCGGUCAGAUGAGACUUAAGGCCAGAGCUCAUGUCAGCGUGAGCAGAAACGCAUCGACAGGAGCGCAGCAGCAGUCAGUAGCGAUGGACUGUAUGGCUGGGUCGUCCGGCGUAUCUCGUCGUGACCCGUGCACACGCCAGCCCCCCCUCAACCACAUCACCGUCUCCAAGAAGCGCAAUUGGCUGCAGCAGAGCUCCGCCCGGCCCAUCCUGCACCCUGAAGACUUUACAUCGCCGCCUGCAGCAGAGGAGGACCUCACGGCCCCACAAACACACCCGUUUUCAGAUGCAUCAUCACGCCUGCGACGUCCCAACGUCAAACCCAGUCAGACCUCCCCACAUCCGCCCCGUCGCCCGGACCCGGCCGAGGAGAACGACGCGGAUGAUGAAGGGGAGAUUUGGUACAACCCCAUUCCUGAGGAUGAAGAAGCUGACCUUCCUCGCUGCAUUCCUAAAAUCAGGGUGGGCCGAACCGAGCCGAGCCCGGGGGCGAGCGGCCGUCGGGCGACAGGCGAGAGUGUCGGCGGUGAGGGGGGGUGCAGAGAGACGCCUCACGCGAGUGCUUCGCAUUCCAGCGAAACCUCUCAGCUGCACCGGCAGAUGUUUGCGUGCAAGACCCAGGAGGAGAACAUCAGCGUCAGGGCGACAGAGGCAUCUGAGCCAUCCGCCGGUGGGCCGUCUCCCACCUCCAGUCCAAACCCGGCUAAGCGGAGCACCGCUAUAAACUGGUCCUUCCCCGAUAAAAUCAAAUCACCCCGGACUGUCAGAAAACUCUCCAUGAAGAUGAAGAAACUGCCGGAUCUCAGCCGGAAGCUCAGCGUCAAAGGAAACCCAUCAAACCACGGCCCAUCAGAGACCGGGGUUCAGUCCAGAGCGACCAGGGUGGAGCUCGGCUCAUCUCCGCCCAGGUUGGCGACGGCGCUGGCGAGCGGUAACGUGAUUUGGCACUACCAUCUGGACAGCAGCGUGUCGACACAACACAACUUCGAUAAGAGGCGGAGCAACAGUGGCGGCGUUCCCAAGUCCGCCAGCAAGGGAGGUUACCUAAGCGACGGGGACUCGCCCGAACUCGUGGCCAAGUCAGGCAAACACGGCACCUCGGAUAGAAAGAACGGGAAGACACGGGAUCCCAACGGUAACGCCGGAAAGCUCCCGGGCACCGAGCUGGACAUCGACGCCUUCCGCUCGUACAGUUUCUCGGAGCAGCCCAAGUGUCUGUCGUACAUCUCUGGACUCAUGAGUCUGCACUUCUACGGCGCUGAAGACCUGAAGCCUCCUCGGCUGGACUCCCGCGACGUCUACUGCGCCAUCCAGGUGGACUCCGUCAACAAAGCUCGGACGGCCCUGCUCACCUGCCGCACGGCCUUCCUGGACAUGGACCACACCUUCAACAUCGACCUGGAGAACGCUCAGCAUCUCAAACUGGUGGUGUUUAGUUGGGAGUCCACGGCGCGGAGGAAUCGCGUGUGCUGUCACGGAAGCGUGGUUCUGCCCGCUAUGUUCCGCGUGAGGAAGACGCAUCAGCUGGCGGUCCGUCUGGAGCCGCGGGGGAUGAUUUACGUGAAGCUGAGCCUGAUGCAGCAGAGACUGAACUCUCAGGAUGGAGAUCACCAGCCGCAGGUGUUCGGUGUGGACGCUCGGCGUGUGGUGGAGCGAGAGGCGUCCGGACUCGUGGUUCCGCUGCUCAUUGAGAAAUGCAUCGCUGAGAUCGAGAGGAGGGGAUGUCAGGUGGUGGGUCUGUAUCGUCUCUGCGGUUCGGCUGCUGUGAAGAAGGAGCUUCGAGAAGCAUUCGAGAGGGACAGUCUCGCUGUCGAGCUGUCUGAAAACAACUACCCAGAUAUUAACGUCAUUACAGGUGUGUUGAAGGAUUAUCUCCGUGAGCUCCCUCAUCCUCUGAUCAGUCAGCAGCUGUACGAGUCGGUCCUGGAGUCGAUGUCGAGGAGGCCACUGCAGAUCGGAGCCGGCGGAUGUGAGAACGACCCGGCCGACUCCGAACACACCGUCAGUCUGCUGGAGGUUCUGCCGGAGGUCGAGAAGGCGACCCUGCGCAAACUCAUGGAUCAUCUGAAGCGCGUGGCCUCGCAUCACGAGAUGAACAAAAUGACCUGUCAGAAUCUGGCCGUGUGUUUCGGUCCGGUUCUGCUCAGUCAGAGACAGGACGCCUCCAGUCACGGGAACCGGGUGUUCAUCGACUCGGAGGAGCUGGCCAGCGCUCUGCACUUCAAAAAACACAUCGAGGUUCUGCACUACCUGCUCCAGCUGUGGCCGGUUGUGGACACUCAAGGUAACCCCUCAUCUCCUGCACCCACCCCGGUGGAGUCAUUUCCGAAGGCUGCCGUGAGAAGAAGAAAGGAUCGUCCACAGGUACUGAAUCUAAGCGAGGCGGAGGUAACCGGAGCCCUGCGACCUCGAGCCGGCCGUCUGGACAGUCCCAGUAACCGUUACGCCGGAGACUGGAGCGGCUGCAGGGAGCCGUACCUCCAGCCCAGCUGCCCGGACGACGCCGACUACACUGAUGUUCCCAACGAAGAUCCUCCGGACGUGGCGCAGGAGGACCUGCCGAAGCUUCCCGGAGACACGGUGCUUGAAGAAGACUCGCCCGAGGUGGGUGAGGGGAUGGAGAGAGACGAGAGGAUGCAGGUAGAGAAGGAAGACAGUGAAGGGGACGAUUGGGUCAGCUUCCAACGGGAGGAAUGUCUUCCCAUCAGCCCCUGCCAUCAGAUCCUCCAGGACCUUGAGGAACACAGACCCAAAGAGCACACGUAUCAGGCGUUCAUGAAGAUCCAGGAGAUCAGCCCGGUGCUCACCAACAGAGUCAACCUGCGGGACCUGCAGGAGAGCAUCGACGCCCUCAUCGGCAACCUGGAGAGAGAACUCAACAAGAACAAACUCAACAUGCGAUACUGACGUCGGGUGACUUUACCGGACCUGUUACCAUGGAAACUGUAUGGAGAUGCUCGUGGACGUGAACAAAGACAUUCCUCGGUCUUGACUCUGUGUUUGUUGAUCUCGUGAUCUUGUUUCUCUUCUUAUUAGAAGAACACAUUAAACCCUGCAGGCGGCACCCGGGGUCUUUAUUUUAUUAAAGUGGUGCUGAUGACGGUGAGAGGUUUGAACUUCUUACAGAGGUACACCAAUGCACUUAUGACGCCGCAUGGCAGGGGGUUCACUUCAGGUACACACGGGUGUGAAGCCUUACUGUGGGAGAACCACAUACUACGGGUACAUCCCAGGCCAUUAACCUCUUUCCCUACACCAGGGCUAUGUGAACUUUAUAUUCUGUGCCCUAAAUCAUUAAACCUUGCAGUUUACGCCCUAAAACUCACACCCAACGCUCUACAUCCUACAUGUUACACCCGGAAACUCACACCCUACGCAUUACACCCUGAAACUCACACCCUACAUCCUACACAUUACACCCUGAAACUCACACCCUACUUCCUACACGUUACACCCUGAAACUCACACCCUACAUCCUACACAUUACACCCUGAAACUCACACCCUACUUCCUACACGUUACACCCUGAAACUCACACCCUACGUCCUACACGUUACACCCUGAAACUCACACCCUACAUCCUACACGUUACACCCUGAAACUCACACCCUACGUCCUACACGUUACACCCUGAAACUCACACCCUACAUCCUACACGUUACACCUUGAAACUCACACCCUACAUCCUACACUACACAUAACGCCCUGAAGCUCACACUCUACGCCCUACAUGUUACACCCCAAAACUCAAACCCUUCACCACACAUUCUACACAUUACACCCUUUAGCUCACAACACAUCCUACACAUUACACCCUUUAGCUCACACCCUACGGCCUGAAGCUCACACCCUACGCAUUACACCCUGAAGCUCACGCCCUACGCAUUACACCCUGAAGCUCACGCCCUACACAUUACAUCCCGAAACUCACAGCCUGCGCCCUGAGGCUCACACCAUACAUCCUACACAUAACACCCUGUAGCACACACCCUAUACAUCACACACUAUGCCCUAAACCCUAUACAUUACACGCUCUAGCUCACGCCCUACACACUCCCUUCGGGGAGCAACAAAUGCUGCUGGUCUGUUCUUGGGGUUAUUGAUGCAGUCCUGUGCGAUUCAAAAAGAAUAUUUGAUCGUCCUCCUAAACAAGCGAUAGAGAGCUACACAUGACUAUAUGCUCGUCGUCAUUUGUACAUGAACUAUUUAAGAAUAGUUAGGCAGAGUUUUUCUGUUGGGAAACCAGCUGUGUUUGAUAUGUUAGCGUGGGUCAGGUAGCCGGAAUCAUGGUGUGAUCUUCAGUCCAGGGAUAUAAACUCAUCAGUAUUUGACACUCGCAUGUAUGUAUGAAUAGAGCUGAAAUGUGUUUCUGAUGGCGACACUUCAGUGUUGUGAAUAUUUAAAUGUUCCUCAGCUACCUUGUAGUAUUUGGCCUGUAGAUCAGUCUGAAAUAAAGAAAUCUAUAGAUGUAUAUACAGUAUAUAUAUAUAUGUAAUGAUAUAACAGUGAUGUGAGAUAUUGUGUUGAGAAUAUUUGAGUGUUAUACGGUUGAAAGCUUUAUGGUCAAACACAAACAGUGUCAUACAGCGAGAUGUAUUUAUGUGUGUAGAUAGAGAUUAUUUUAAAUACAGUGAAAUGCGGCAGCUGCACACGUUUGUAAAUGUACGGUAAUGCUUUUGUGAAUAUAAAGCUGAGAUUCUUGACAUGAUCUGAUGUGAUUUCUGAGGACAACGGUAUCUAUUAAAUCGGAUGAGGAAUCAUCUAAACGAACUUUAUCAGAAAUGUUUUGUUGAUUUGUUGUUGUUGUGUUACAUCACACUCAUGGCUCUAAAUCCAGUUAGGAUUGAAAUGAUGUGAAAUGGUUUCACACUAAAUAUAUGAAACAAGUGUUCUGCUUUAGAAGCCGGUUAUGAAAUCCCACAGUGUCAAAACUCGAUUACAGUCAUUAUGAAGGGGUUUAAACUCCCCUUACAAAAUAAGUAUGCUUCAAGUUCAUUUUGUUAUGAAAAAAUCCACUGCUUUAUCUAGCAAGUGUACUAAUAU
This is a messenger RNA of Triplophysa rosa, 6606 nucleotides long. RefSeq names its product synapse defective 1, Rho GTPase, homolog 2 (C. elegans) (gene syde2). Lineage: Eukaryota; Metazoa; Chordata; Actinopteri; Cypriniformes; Nemacheilidae. Gene Ontology annotation, biological process: signal transduction. Bases 160 to 4470 code for a protein of 1436 amino acids. The record is from RefSeq and is a predicted model, not a curated record. The transcript has 7 exons.